Messenger RNA from Megalobrama amblycephala (Wuchang bream), 1466 nucleotides. Its product is annotated as gastrula zinc finger protein XlCGF8.2DB-like. Lineage: Eukaryota; Metazoa; Chordata; Actinopteri; Cypriniformes; Xenocyprididae. The record is from RefSeq and is a predicted model, not a curated record. Gene Ontology annotation, cellular component: nucleus. Gene Ontology annotation, molecular function: DNA-binding transcription activator activity, RNA polymerase II-specific; RNA polymerase II cis-regulatory region sequence-specific DNA binding. The coding region runs from base 233 to 1159 and encodes 308 amino acids. Gene Ontology annotation, biological process: regulation of transcription by RNA polymerase II. The transcript has 3 exons.
CAUGAAUGAACUCUGCUUUAUGAACUCAAACAACCUUUUUAACACGUUGUAUCAUAUUUGUCACUGUUUUAAUUUUACUACAAAGAUUACCUGGUAAAAUUGUUGGAUUUCAAUGAACUUCUGUGAUUGUAGACGAUGCCGCGUCUGAACAGGACUUUUAUUUUGGAGUGACGGCAUGACGUCAUAAGACUGCGCCGCGCUCCUGCAUCUGCUGUGAUUCUGCUGAAGAAAGAUGGCGUUUAUUAAAGAAGAGACUGAAGACAUGAAGAUUGAGUUUAUUAAAAAGGAGACUGAAGAUAUGAAGAUGGAGUUUAUUAAAGAUGAGACUGAAGACGUGAAGAUCGAAGAAAUAUUCAGUGUGAAACAUGAAGAUACUGAGGAACAAACAGACCUGAUGGCACUGAAAGAGGCGAGUCAUGAACUUAAUGAAAGGGAAGAAGAGAAAAAACGUUACGAUAAACAUCAUGAUUUCAUGAUUGGAGAAAGAUUAACACAGGCUAAAAAGUGUUCCUCACAAAAAAAAGCUCAAAAGACAGGAACUAAAAGUUAUUUCACCUGCCAACAGUGUGGAAAGAGAUUUGAUCAACAUAGAAACUUUCAAGACCACUUGAGAAUUCACACUGGAGAAAAGCCUUACACCUGUCAACAGUGUGGACAGAGUUUCACAUUUAAAGGAAACCUUAAAGUCCACAUGAGAAUUCAUACUGGAGAAAAGCCUCAUACCUGCAAACAAUGUGGAAAGAGUUUCAGUCAAAAAGGAAGCCUUAUAGCCCACAUGAGAAUUCACACUGGAGAGAAACCUUACACUUGUCAAGAGUGUGGACAGAGUUUCACUGUAAAAGGAAACCUUAUAGUCCACAUGAGAAAUCACACUGGAGAGAGUCCAUUCACCUGUGAACAGUGUGGAAAGAGUAUCAGUGGAAAAGGAAACCUUGAAAUCCAUAUGAGAAUUCACACUGGAGAGAAACCUUUCACCUGCCAGCAAUGUGGACAGAGUUUUACACAUAAAGGAAACCUUAAAGUCCACAUGAGAAUUCACACUGGAGAAAAGCCUUACACCUGCACUCUGUGCGGGAAUGGCUUCACACGGGAACGAAACCUUAGGAAACACAUGAAUAUUCACACUGAAGAGAAGCCUUUUAAAUGUGAACAGUGUUGAAAGAGUUUCAGAUUUAAAGGUGACCUUAAGUGCCACAUGAGGAUUCACUCGAAAGAGAACGGUUUUAGAAGUCGUACCUGUGGAAAGAGCAGAGGUGUAAAGAGUACCUGAAAACCAUACUUGAGUAAAAGUACAGAUACCUGACAGCAAAAAGUUAAUCCCUUUACAAGUUAAAAGUGACAAAUUCUAAUACAACUUGAGUAAAAAAUCUUGGAGUAUCUAAUUUUAACAUUACUUAAGUAUUUUACUCAUGCUAAAUGUAGGCUCAGAGAUGCACUAAUCCUCAACACCUGAGAGAAAUGCCAGU